Messenger RNA from Solanum lycopersicum (tomato), 3619 nucleotides. The record is from RefSeq and is a predicted model, not a curated record. NCBI's taxonomy places the organism in Eukaryota, Viridiplantae, Streptophyta, Magnoliopsida, Solanales, Solanaceae.
UAUACUAGAUCUUACGGAGCCUGCUCAUGUACAACAUGAUUCGGAUCAUAGAAAAGAUUCUCUUUAAGCGAACCAGCCUAUCCUCUGUAUAGGGUUACACGGCGAUUGGAAUUAAUGGUCGAUGCAAAAUCAUUAUAAUGGAUUCGAGGAUUCGUUUGGAUUAUGCUCUGUUUCAGCUAACUCCAACACGAACAAGGUGCGAUCUUGUAAUCUUUGCUGGUGAAAAAUCGGAGAAAUUAGCUUCUGGUUUGCUUGAACCUUUUCUCAUUCAUCUCAAAUCCGCUAAAGAUCAGAUUUCUAAAGGAGGCUAUUCAAUUACUCUUCGACCUUUGAUCGCUAAUGUUUGUUGGUUCACUAAAGCAACUUUACAGAGGUUUGUGAAAUUUGUUAGUACUCCUGAAAUUAUCGAGCGAUUUGUAAGCAUAGAAAGAGAUAUUAUGCAGAUUGAGAGUGAACAAGCUAAUGGUAGUAUCAACGUUGAAGGAAAUGCAUCAGCUUUUGAUGGAGAUUCCAAAUUCUCUGCUGGUUUUUCAAAGUCCAACGGUGAAUCUAAUGGUGUUGGUGAUGCUACAAAGGAAGAAAAUCCUAAGAUUCGUCUUCAACGCGUUCUAGAAAGUAGAAAAGCAGUUUUAAGGAAAGAGCAAGCAAUGGCAUAUGCUCGCGCUUUGGUAUCUGGCUUUGAUAUGGAUAAUUUGGAUGAUCUCAUAUCUUUUUCCAAUGCUUUUGGCGCUCUACGUUUAAGAGAAGCCUGCAUUAAGUUUAUGGAGCUGUGCAACAAAAAGAGAGAUGAUGGGAUCUGGAUGGAUGAAGUUGCUGCUCUUCAAGCCUACUCUCCUUCUGAGUUUUCGUAUUUUGGGAGGUCGGGGAUCACGCUUGCUGCUGAUGUUACUCAAGAUAAUCAAAGUAUUGAUCUUUCCAUCAGAAAACAGAAUGAUGAUACAUUGAGUCAUGGAAGUCUGGAUACUAGUCAAGAAAAUGGUUUACCACCACCUAUCAAAGUUCACUCAACAGAAGGGAAAUCACAGCCAAUGUGGCCAAACAAUAUGCCACCUUACCUGCAAAACUAUCAAAAUCCUGCAUUUCAACAAAUUCCACCAUAUCCAGGGUACAUGUUUUCGGGCAAUCCGAGUUACUAUACUGGAAUGCCAUGGCCUGUGAAUCCAGAAGAUUCUAGUCGAGGUCCCGGUCCUGAAUCAGAUUAUAAUUGGAAGAAUAAACCACCUUCCAAGAACAAGAAGAAAUAUUCAAACGGGGAUAGAAAUGAAAGCAACAAUUCAAGCUCUAACGGUGACUCUGAUGAUUAUGAGGAGGAUAAGAAAAUGCAUCAUGGGAAAAAAUCAUCAAGAAAAGUUGUUAUCCGCAACAUAAACUAUAUAGCCUCGAAGAGAAAUGAACAAAGUGAUCACAGCAGCACCGAGGAUAGUUCAUCUGAUGAGGAUGGAUCCACUGAUGCAGGUUCCCUCAGAAAGCAGGUAGAGGAAGCAGUUGGAUCAUGGGAGAGGCAUCAUAACUCAACGUCUCGGAACAAGAAGAAGCGAGAUGGAAAGAAGAGAAACAACAGUGGGAGUAUAUCAAAUGGUGCCUCUAAGGAUGAAGUAACCAACAGUGGUAAGAAUUGGGAUAUCUUCCAGAACAUUCUAAUGCAAGAUGCAGAUUCAAGAACCGAUGACACGAGGCCAAAAGAUGUCCAGGAAGAGUACUUGAUGACAAAGAAAAUGACUCCUUCAACUGAUCCUCUUAUAAUAAACGAGAGAAACAUGGGACACGGAGAUGAAAUACCACGACAAAACAUGUGGGAAGAGAAGAGGCGUGGACCAGUUAUUAUAAGAGAGAGCACAGAUGAAGAGUUGUUAUUUUCGCAUAGAACUCAGGAACCAAAGGGCUAUCCUCAGUCUAUCUCGUCGAACAUUGACACUGAACGAGUUGUUCUUAAGAGCCAAAAAGAGGAGGAUUGGUUAGCUGGCAAUCUACUAAAUAAAUCAACAUAUCAAGGAAAAAGCUCAGAUCAAAGUAUCUUUGUUGGAGAUUAUGCUUCAGCCUCUCAUGAUGAUCAUUUGAAAACAGGGAAAGAUAAGAAAGGCGUCCAGUUUGAUGAUUCCAUUGUGGUUCGAGCCCAUUCGGUUGAUAAUGUGUCUGAUUAUGACCAACAGACAGACAUUUUCAUGGUCUUAGACAUCGUCGGAGCUGAACAAGUUAAGCACAGCAUGCCUAAUCACGCGGAAGAGAAGCUUGAUCCUUCUGAUGCAUGUGAACCAAAUGAUCUUUUCAUGGUUCUUGGAAGAGAUUCAGCUGCUGAGCAAGUUUCAGCCUCUCGGGAUACUGAAAUGUAUGACGAAAAUGAUGUCUUCCUGUCUGAAACUCUUAAGAGUCACACUGAUAUCAGACCUGCUUCUGCUGAGACAAAGCUUCAAACAAAAGGCGAAGGGACCAACAAAAGGAUCGGUAGGGACCUUGGGCGAAAGGCAGUUAUUAAAGAACCAAAAUCUAAAACUUCCGUAACCGGAUCUCUUGGAAGGACCAAAUCUGAUACAUCAUCAAGAAUCAAGAAAUCACCUUCCACAUUUCAGAAGAGCAAAGCUGACAAGGACGAGGAGAGUCGAAAGAAAUUAGAACAAUCAUUAUUGCAACGUCAAAAGAGAAUCGCAGAAAGAAGUGGUGCCACUGGUUUAACCAAACCAACAUCAAGGAAGAAUCCAGCCACAUCUUCAACAAUUGAGAAAUCAAAACCUGAGGCAACCAAUAGAUUACAAAAAACAGUUUUUAAGAGUUCCACUAUAGAGCGUCUCGCGUCUACAACUACAAGGACAGCUAAGGAUCGAUCCACUGACUCAAAAACCACUCCAAGCAGGAAAGCAAGUCGAAAGGAGAACAAAGUGAUUGCUCCAACAAAGAAAUCAGCUGGAAAAGAGAGUACUAAGCAAGGUCCCCGUAAGUCCAAGCCUUCGGAUACUAAAGGCCACUCUUCAUCUGAACCUCCUCAGAAGGAAAAAGAUAGCAACACUGGAGUAAACUCAAUGUUAAACGAACGUGGAGCAGAACUGAGUCCACAAGUAUCUAGUGAAGUCGUUGAUGCUAAGAACACGGAGGAGGUACGUAGCAUAUCAUUAAUCGAGAAGAAGAUAGAUACACCUAUGAUUUCUGCUGAACAUUCAAUAGAUGACAAGAAACAAAGUCCUAACAAGGCUGUUAAGUUUCUACUGUCUGAAGUUGAAACCUCAGCAGCAGUUGACAAUGCUAUUGGAGUUAUAAGUCAUCUGACUUCCUCUGUAUCGAACGUGCAUUUGGACACUCCAGUAUGCCAAGACAUACUCUCUAAUGAAGUUUCCACCCCACCUCCAAAUAAUGAAAUGAACUUCGAGACGAAUCAAGGAAGAAGGAAAUGGACAACUGAUGAAAGUUCACUUAGAGUUACGAAAGGAUUCAGAAAGCUUCUUUAUUUUGGUAGAAAAAACUGAAUUUUUUCCUUGUUUUGACAUUCCUUAUUGCUGUGAAAUCCUGUGUGAUGAGUGUUGUGGUUAUUGUUCAAUAAAAUCUUGUAUCAAAAAAGAAAGAAUUCAUUCAAUUCUCUUUUGUUGUAUAACAUUAUUGUUUGUGUUUUUAUGAAUUUGUCUUUGCGCGA